Molecule: messenger RNA, 3604 nt
Organism: Pimephales promelas (fathead minnow)
Lineage: Eukaryota; Metazoa; Chordata; Actinopteri; Cypriniformes; Leuciscidae
Gene: ddx11
Product: DEAD/H-box helicase 11
Biological process (GO): establishment of sister chromatid cohesion; nucleobase-containing compound metabolic process
Cellular component (GO): nucleus
Molecular function (GO): hydrolase activity, acting on acid anhydrides, in phosphorus-containing anhydrides; DNA helicase activity; ATP binding
Source: RefSeq, a predicted model, not a curated record
AAUCAAAAUAGCACAUACAAAAUUACUGAAACUGAAAAUAUGAAAGUAAUUCAAAAUAAUAUGAAUACUUUAGUAAAUACAAAAUGAAUACUGGGAUAAAUCAUAAAACACAAUAAAACAUAACAUAGCAUAUAAAAUACAAAUAUACUGAUCUUUAAACAAAAGAAAAUGAACGGAAGGCGUUCAAGAAAGGGUGAAAAUCUCCAAACUCUGUUUUCGGUUUUUACGAAAGAGUGAAAUUUGAUGCUGGUCCCUAGCUUCUAAGAAAAUUUCCCUGGUUUUCAUUGGCUAAAGCAGAAGACUGGCGCGUUUGUUCGAGGAAGUUUACACUGUCAGAACGUGUUUUCUGUGAUAUGGAUAAAAGCGAUGUUUCUGUAUAGCCAUUUACUAUUUCAAUGCAAUGAUUUAGAUAUUCAUUUUUUAACUUAAAGUCAUGUUGCGUUGACACGGUGACGAGUUUAUUGUGUGUAACUGGCCCAAAUGCAGUGCUGAUCUGUUGAAUUUAUUGGGUGUUUCUGUAUGUUGGAAUAACCUGAUCCCGGUUAUAUGAUAUGGAGAGCAAGAGCGGUCGGUUUCCUUUCCCCUUCCAGCCCUAUCCUAUUCAGGAGAGCUUCAUGGAGGCACUUUACACUGCUCUUGAUCAGGGGAAAAUUGGUAUAUUCGAAAGUCCCACUGGCACGGGAAAGUCUCUGAGUCUUAUAUGCGGGGCACUGACGUGGCUGAGAGACCAUGAGGAGAAGAAGAAACGAGAGGCUGCUAGACUUCUGGACAAACCGAAGGAGUGUGACCCCGUGAAGGAGAAGAACAGCAACAGCCAGCUAUCAGAGCCAGACUGGGUGUCUGAGUUUGUGGAGAAGAAAGCAGAAAGAGACAUGGUGAACAAGUUAAAGGAUGAAGAGCUGAAACGGAAGAAGCGUGAGGAGAGACUGGAGAUGAUCCGACACAAUGCCCAGCUCAGAUAUGAUAUGAAGAGAAAAGCCAAUGAAGAUGAUGAGGCUGUAAAAUUACUACAGCUCAGCAGAGAGGGGUUAGAGUCAGAGAGCCACGAUCCAGAGGACGAGAGGCUUAUUGUAGCAGAAUAUGAGAGUGAUGAUGAGGCCACGCCAAAGAGCAGGCUGUGUGAUGAUGACGACGAUGAAGAUCUAGAAGAGGAUCAUGUCACUAAGAUUUAUUACUGUAGCCGAACUCACUCUCAGCUGGCUCAGUUUGUGCACGAGGUACAGAAGAGUCCAUACGGGGCCGCUGUCCACUUGGUUAACCUGGGCUCUAGACAGAAUCUGUGCAUCAAUCCAGAGGUCACCCGGCUCGGAAACGUCCAAAUGAUGAACGACCGCUGUUUGGAAAUGCAGAAAAACAAACAUGAGAAGCGAGAAAAAGCACCAGACUUGGAGCCGAAGCGGCGUCGAGGUGAUGUCAAGGCGACGUGUGCCUUCUCGGGUUUUGAGAAUUUGAUGGCGAUGAGGGAUGAAGUGCUGGUGAAGGUGCGAGACGUGGAGCAGCUCCUACAGCACGGGCGGGAAACACACACGUGUCCUUACUACAGCACACGGAUGGCCAUACCUGCAGCUCAGGUGGUGGUAUUGCCGUAUCAGUCGUUGCUCCAUGCUUCCACCCGCAAAGCGUCAGGGAUCAAACUAAAGGAUCAGAUUGUCAUUAUAGAUGAGGCUCAUAAUCUGACUGACACCAUCUCAGCCAUACACAGUACAGAAAUCAGUGGAGCACAGCUCUGCAGGGCUCAUUCACAGCUCUCUCAGUACUGUGAGCGCUACAGAAGUCGACUGAAGGCGAAAAAUCUGAUGUACAUCAAACAGAUCCUCUUUGUGUUGGAGGGGCUUGUGCGAACACUUGGAGGUAAAGUGGGUCAGAAUCCGAACACCCAGUUCUGCCAAACAGGAAGUGAGCUGCUGACUAUCAACGACUUCCUGUUUAAGGCUCAAGUUGAUAACAUAAACCUCUUUAAGGUUCAGCAAUAUUUUGAGAGGAGCAUGAUCAGCCGAAAGCUGUGUGGAUUUGUGGAAAAAUAUGAAGGCAGCGGUGUAAACACACACUCGAAGAACAAAGAGAACCGUCGCAUAGAAGGACUCGGGCGUUUCCUGCAGACGCUUCAGAACAAACCCACAGAUGUUUUAGAUCAGCAGGUGGCAGUAGAGGACAAACCAAUCAUGGCUUCUCCAAUGAUGCUGGUUGAAAGUUUCCUAUUUGCCCUCACUAACGCCAACAAAGACGGACGAGUCGUGAUACAAAGGCAGGCAUGUCUUGCCCAGAGCAGUGUGAAGUUUCUCCUGCUGAAUGCUGCAGUUCACUUCGCACAGAUCGUCCAGGAGUGCAGGGCUGUGAUCAUCGCCGGGGGAACCAUGCAACCCGUUGCGGAUUUCAAAGAGCAGCUUCUAUUUUCCGCAGGGGUCACAGAAGACCGUAUUUUAGAGUUCUCGUGUGGUCAUGUCAUACCCCCUGAGAACAUCCUACCCAUAAUCCUUUGCGCCGGCCCCUCGGGACAACAGUUGGAGUUCACUUUUCAAACUAGAGACACUCCGCAGAUGAUGGAGGAGACAGGCCGUGUUCUAUCAAACCUCUGUAACAUAGUGCCAGGGGGCGUAGUCUGUUUCUUCCCCUCCUACGAAUAUGAGAAGAGGAUUCUGGGACACUGGGAGAGCACUGGUGUCCUCCAGCGGCUGCAGUCUAAGAAAAAGAUUUUCCAGGAGCCGAAAAAAGCCUCUCAGGUUGAGCAAGUGCUCACUGACUAUUCCAAGUGUAUACAGCGCUGCAGUAAUGCCAGCAGUGGCCAGACGGGGGCGCUGCUAUUCUCUGUAGUCGGAGGGAAAAUGAGUGAAGGAAUCAACUUCUCUGAUGACCUGGGCAGAUGUAUCGUUAUGGUUGGAAUGCCGUAUCCCAACAUAAAGUCGCCAGAGCUGCAGGAGAAGAUGGCUUACCUGGAUAAGCACAUGCCUCACAUUAGUGGUAAAAGUCCCGGGAAGGCUUUGGUUGAGGGUCUGUGCAUGAAAGCUGUCAAUCAAUCUAUUGGUCGUGCGAUCCGACAUCGUGGCGAUUACGCCUGCAUAGUGUUGUGCGACCAUCGGUACGCCCGAUCGGGCACACUGCAGAAACUUCCUCAAUGGAUUCGUUCCAGCACUCACACGCACACAACGUUUGGUCCCGCCUUCGCCAGCGUCAGGAAGUUUUUCCUGGAGAAGCGACAGAGCCCGCCACUCUGAGGCCAUCGACUCGACAGUGUGUAAAAGUACUCUGCAUUAUCAAUGUUUGUAUGAUUACUCUGGCCUUGUGAAUUGUUGCGUUCUGCCACUUCUGUUCUCAUGUGUUUUUAGGUUCAGUUCUUGACUUUCAUUGAAAUGAAAGCUCAUUUUUACAAAACCACAAUGUGAAGCCAACAGACUGGUUGAUAUGGGCUAAAACAACCAUAGAAGAUUAGAGUUUAUUUUUCUGUACUAAAGCUACAAAUGUUUUAGUGCAUGUAAAACAGUUUUAUAUACAUUCUUUUCUUCCUUAAUGGAAUAUAAUUCACAAUCAACUUCAUUGUCACCCUGCAUGAGAAGUGAAAAAUGUUCAUCAAAAAGUGUGAUUAAGUAUUAAAGUCAUCAUAAAACAA